UCAAUUACGGCGCACUGUCAACUAACAAGAUGGCUGUGGAUUUCGUAGCUACGUAUAAAAUAUUAGUUUUAGGAGAUAGUAAUGUGGGUAAAACUUGUAUAGUUCAUAGAUUUUGUGAUGAAACUUACUAUGAUACAUAUAUUUCCACAAUAGGUAUAGAUUUUAAACAGAAAAUAGUCAACCUUGAUGGUAUGCCAAUUAAACUACAGAUAUGGGAUACAGCUGGUCAAGAAAGGUUUAGAACGUUAACAACUGCCUAUUACAGAGGGGCAAUGGGAAUUCUUGUUAUGUAUGAUGUCACAAACAUGGACUCUUUCAAUCAUCUCUCCUAUUGGUUUCGAAAUGUCGAGGAGAAUGCCUCCCAAGACGUUGUUAAAAUUCUUGUAGGCAACAAAUGUGACAACUCUAACUUAAGAGUGGUUCAGCAAGAACAAGGAAGAAAGAUUGCUGAGAGUUGUGAUGUACCGUUCUUCGAAUGCAGUUGUAAAGAGGAUGUGAAUAUUGAUGAAAUAUUUUUAACAGUUGCUCGCAUGAUUAGGGAACAGAGAGAGAGACGGGCGAGUAAAUUUGACGAGAUAGAAAGGAUGCAGUGGGACAAAGCACACCUGACCCAGGAGAAGCCACAAGAAUCUUACAAAUGCAGUAGUUGUUGAUGAAACCGCCUUAAUUUUCGACAUUUCUGAUCAUAAUUACUCCAAUAUAGGCUCGAGCUUUUAAUUUUGAUUUCUUUGACCACAGCAAAAAAGGCGCCGAGAUAUUUGAUGUAAUGUUUCAGCAGUAUUAAUACUUAACAACUGCAAUACUUCCCCCUUUGAGGAAGAAGCUCGCUCACUUAUUUUUUUUUUUUUUUAAAGGAUGAUUGACCAAAAAUGCUUUCUAUGGAAUACUCUUCUUUUUUACAUUUCUAAAAAAGAAAAAUGAAUUUUUGUAUUGCAAUUUAUGCCUGUCCUUUCUCUUUUUAAGAAAGUGUUUUAGGUUAUUAACCCUCUGAACCGGAACCAUUUUUUUCGUAAUCAAAGCUGGCAACUUGUGCAGUCAUUGAGGAAUAUUUUUAAAAGUGGUUGUUAAAAUAAUCAUUGAAAUAAAAAGAUUUAUUAAAAAUUAAGCCACUUUGCUCAUUUUAGAUGCAUAAUUCCCUAACCGAUAGCAGAGCUACUAUUUAUGAAGGCAAUAUAUUAAAAAAUUAGAAAUAAUUAUCCUUCACUACCACCUAUUUUUAUAUAAAUUACAUAUUUAUUUCUUGCAAAAAUCCGCUUAAGUUAAUAUAUGUUAUUAGUAGUAAUAGUCGCAGAUACUAUUGCUUCGAAACGUAAGUUGAAAUUGAAAUAAUCUUGCAACCAGUAUUUUUUUUUAUCUUAGAUGCAAUCUUUAUGACGUACGAUUGAAAUAUUUUUUUGUAGCAGCAAUUAUUUUCCAAACCUAUAUAAACAUUAAUAUAUCUACCACUGAAAAAUAUUAGCUCAAUGACUAAAACAAAUCGACAGUUCUGAGUAAUUAAUUAAAAUGCUUCUGAAAAUAGGUGAAAAUUUUAUACUUUCAAAACAUUUGCUAAUUUUUGCAUCUAAAUAUCUCAUUUUUCAUAAAUUGUUCUUUAAAUUUUUAAAUUAUAUUUUGAUGAGUAAAAUGUGCUUAAGUAUA
Parasteatoda tepidariorum (common house spider) is the source of this 1638-nucleotide messenger RNA. RefSeq lists its product as uncharacterized. NCBI's taxonomy places the organism in Eukaryota, Metazoa, Arthropoda, Arachnida, Araneae, Theridiidae. Gene Ontology annotation, molecular function: GTPase activity; GTP binding. The record is from RefSeq and is a predicted model, not a curated record.